CCCUCUGAGAACUCGCAGUUCUGUGAGCGCUGGGAUGGGGGCCCGGGCCUCCGGGGUUAGCGCGGCCCAGGAGAGAAGCAGACCCGGGGAGCGGGUGGGAGUCCGGAGUCCGGCGUGUGGGAAGCGGUCGGCGGGGCGCCGCUGACGCAUGCGUAUAGGGGAGCCCAAGCCAGCGCGGCGCGGCCGCCAUUGCUGGGAGGCUUUCGUCAGAGUCCGCCUGGCCCCGGCGGCUGGUCCAGCCUCAGGGGCCCAGUCACUGGGCGUCAUUGGCUCAGACAUCGGGCCCUCGUCACCCUCUCCCGCCUCGGUCGGGACAGGCGGCGGCGGCUGCAGCGGCGGCGGCGCGUAAGGGGGCGGAGCCGCCCGCGGCGCCCUUUGUCCGUGGAGGCGGGUGCUCAACCUGAAACUGUAUCUUACAAGAUCCCUGCCAGGAGACAGAUUUGAAUAUCAUAGUGAAGUCUGUACCCGAAGGAUUGAUGCCUUUAGGGGGAAAAAACAGCGCAAUAGCCAUCUUCAGGAGCCUCUGCAUCUCAACUCUACAUGAACAAGGCAAGAUUCUGAGGGUGGCUGCCCCUGGGAAGCAGAAAUCAUUCUUGUGGAUAUCCAUUGGCUCCUGACACUCUAAUGAGAUGAAGCGCCUGUAAUACCUGGGAGCGACUGUUUCCCAUAAGGCACUGGAAAAUCAGCCUUCAAGGACUGACAAUAUGGAAGCUGUUAGUACUGGUCUGUCUCCUGACUGUCAUGCUGGAAGAGAACAAGGCUUUGGUGACACAACAGCUUAAGAACCGCAAAGAGGUGUAGUCAUCCUGGUGGAGGGCUGAAUCCAGGUACUCAAAAAGGAAGUGAUGCCUUCUCAGAAUGCUCUGCUUCCCCAAGAAGGAAACAUGGAGGAGAAGGAAAUGAUUGUUGGGUCACAGAUAGUCAGUUCUCAGGAAUCACUGACAUUCCAGGAUGUGGCUGUGAAUUUCACCAGAGAGGAGUGGGACCAGCUGUACCCUGCUCAGAAGAACCUCUACCGAGACGUGAUGCUGGAGAACUAUAGGAAUCUGGUUGCUCUGGGGCAUCAGCUUUAUAAGCCUGAAGUGAUCACUCAGUUGGAGCAAGAGGAGCAGUGGAUGAUGGAAAGAGACAGCCCACUGGACACACACCCAGAUGGGGAGAAUAGACCAGAGAUCAAAAAAUCAACUCAAAACCAGAAUAUUUCUGAUGAAAAUCAAACCCAUGACGUGAUAAUGGAGAGACUCACAGGAGAUAGUUUCUGGUACUCCAUCUUAGGUGGACUCUGGGAUUUUGAUUACCAGUUAGAAUUUAACCGAGAAAACCAGCAGAGACAUUUAGGACAAGUAUCUUUCACCCACAAAAGGAUCACACAAGAGAGAAGCCUUGAAUGUAAUCGAUUUGGGGAAAACUAUAAUCUGAACUCAAACCUUAUUGUGCAUCAGAGAAUUCCUUCAAUUAAAAUACCCCUUAAUUCUGACACACAAAGAAAUAGCAUCAAACAUCAUUCAGACUUGAUUUACUAUCAGAGAAACUAUGUAAGGGAGGAUCCUUAUGAGUAUAAUGAGUGUGGAAAAGUCUUCAAUCAACAUAUUCUUCUUCCUAAUCACGUUCAUGCUAAAGGGAAACCCAGUGAAUGUGGGAAGGCCUUCAGCCAAAACUCAUCUCUUGCUCAACCUCAGAUAGUCCUCACAGGAGAGAAGCCCUAUAAGUGUGAUGAAUGUGGGAAAAGAUUCAGCCAGAGGAUACAUCUUAUUCAACAUCAGAGGAUUCACACGGGAGAAAAACCUUUUAUAUGCAAUGAGUGUGGGAAAGCCUUCCGUCAGCAUUCAUCCUUCACUCAGCAUCUGAGAAUUCAUACUGGAGAGAAGCCCUAUAAAUGCAAUCAGUGUGGUAAAGCCUUUAGCCGUAUCACAUCCCUUACUGAGCAUCAUAGACUUCAUACUGGAGAGAAGCCUUAUGAAUGUAGUUUCUGUGGGAAAGCCUUCAGCCAGAGGACACAUCUUAAUCAGCAUGAGAGGACUCAUACAGGAGAGAAGCCCUAUAAAUGUAAUGAAUGUGACAAAGCCUUCAGCCAGAGUGCACACCUUAAUCAACACAGAAAAAUCCAUACUCGGGAGAAAUUAUGUGAAUAUAAUAAAUGUGAGAAAACUUUAAGCCACAAUCCUUCACUUACUGAGCAGCACAUAACUCAGAAUUUUUAGCUUUGUCCUGGGCAGGGAGGGGGAAUCAUUUGAAUAUAUAAAAGUAAGAAAAUUUUGGUCAGAACUUUUCAUCCCAUUCAAUAUCAAAUUAUUCAUGGUGGAGAGAAAUCUUAUAAAUAAACUUUUGAUGCAUAGAAACCAAGUAAGUUUAGACCUUAAACUAGUAGCAUAUUAUAUUCCCAGGAAAGGUUAUAAAUAGUGAAAAUAAUUUAUUUCGUAAACAAGGUUAUAUUAGUAGUCAUGUUCCAAACUUUUUUUAAUGACCAGAAAUCCUGUAGGCAAUAACCUACAAUUAUUCUCUGUGAUUUUUAUGGCAUAAGGUUUUUAAAUUGAUUAAUCAAGCCAAUGAUGUAAUAUAACCAGUCACAUAAACUUGAAAUAAACAGAAAAGAACAAUGUUUCUCAAACUU
Molecule: messenger RNA, 2611 nt
Organism: Camelus dromedarius (Arabian camel)
Lineage: Eukaryota; Metazoa; Chordata; Mammalia; Artiodactyla; Camelidae
Gene: ZNF713
Product: zinc finger protein 713
Exons: 6
Coding region: 846-2201 (451 amino acids)
Biological process (GO): regulation of DNA-templated transcription
Source: RefSeq, a predicted model, not a curated record